AAUGUGAAGACGAAGACUGACCCAAGUAUUAUAGAAAAUUUAUUUUAACUUCAAAGGAAAAUAAUAUGAUUAAUCAAUUGAUAUAUAAUGUUCCUAAUUAUUUGGAAAGCUCAGAAUGAAUUAAGAAGAAAAUCAAAAUUCUGUAUAUAUUCCUUACAAGUUUGAACAAUCCCAAUACCUAACAAAAUCAUACAACUCCACUGCUCAAAAUGUGUGAAGCAACAAAACUCCUUUACCCAAAUCUUACUCCAUCUUUCUUUCUAUUUUCAAAAUCCCCCCUUCUUUCUUUCUUUCUUUCUACAAUCCCAAUUUUCUAUUGUCUUUAUUGCUUUGAAGCCAUCAUUAACCUCCCUUUUCCCACACUCAUCUUCUACUUCUUCCUUCGUAUUAAUACACUUCAAACUCUUCAAUUUUUCAUCAACUACUGAACCCUUUUACUGAUUGUAUUCCAAUUUCAACCUCUCACCCAUGGAGAUCAAAACCGCCGAUGAAGAAACCCAAUCUCGUAUUGAUCAGAAACAACCCCUUUUGCGAGAAACCACGUUCAUCCCAUCGAGAGAUGAAAAAACCCUCAUCCAAAAAGCCAUUUCUCAAACCUUUCGAAGCACUGCUAAUCUGGCUAAUCUUCUACCUACUGGAACUGUCCUCGCAUUUCAACUUCUUUCCCCCAUUUUCACCAAUCAAGGCAACUGCGACUCAAUUUCUCGCUACCUCACCGCCGGCCUCGUUGCUCUCUGUGGAUUGUCUUGUUUUCUUCAGAGUUUCACGGAUAGUUUCAGAGACAGUCAGGGGAAUGUUUCCUAUGGAUUCGCCACUUUCAGAGGCUUGUGGGUCAUCGACGGCUCCGUGGAACUUCCGCCGACCGUCGCGGCUAAGUAUCGGCUGAGGUUUAUUGAUUUCCUGCAUGCUUUCAUGUCGAUUCUGGUUUUCUCGGCUGUUGCUCUGUUUGAUGAGAAUGUGGUGAACUGUUUCUACCCGACGCCGUCGGAUCAGGCGGAGGAGAUUUUGACGUCUUUGCCGGUUGCCAUUGGGGUGUUUUGUAGUAUGUUGUUUGUUGUUUUUCCGACCAAACGCCAUGGAAUUGGUUUCCCUGUCUCUGCUAAUUAGCGGCGAAGUUACUAUGUGAUUCACCGAAAUUCCUCUCCGUUGCCACUAACGUGGAGUCGUAGAUACUUUGUGUCUUUGUGUGAUUCUGAUGAUUCUUUUUAUUAGUAUUAAUCAUUUUGAUAUUUCUCGAAUUCAUCAAUUUGGAGAAAUGAUUCCUUUGAAAUUCUACAUUAACAAAAUAUGCAUACAUACAUGUAUAUAUAUAUAUAUAUAUAUAUAUAUAUAUAUGAAGGAUUAAAUUACUAUUUGGUACA
This is a messenger RNA of Cucumis melo (muskmelon), 1361 nucleotides long. Its product is annotated as protein DMP6. Gene Ontology annotation, biological process: endomembrane system organization. The transcript has a single exon. Bases 469 to 1107 code for a protein of 212 amino acids. The record is from RefSeq and is a predicted model, not a curated record. NCBI's taxonomy places the organism in Eukaryota, Viridiplantae, Streptophyta, Magnoliopsida, Cucurbitales, Cucurbitaceae.